Lodderomyces parapsilosis is the source of this 807-nucleotide messenger RNA. RefSeq lists its product as uncharacterized. Bases 1 to 807 code for a protein of 268 amino acids. NCBI's taxonomy places the organism in Eukaryota, Fungi, Ascomycota, Pichiomycetes, Serinales, Debaryomycetaceae. Gene Ontology annotation, cellular component: extracellular region. The record is from RefSeq and is a predicted model, not a curated record. The transcript has a single exon. Gene Ontology annotation, biological process: cell wall biogenesis; (1->6)-beta-D-glucan biosynthetic process; fungal-type cell wall organization.
AUGAAGGUUCCCAUGUUCAUUAUCAUCUUAUUGGCUACACUCUUGGCACCUCCUGUUAUUGCGGAUUUGGAAGUUACCUCGCCAGAGGAAGGAGACAAAAUAUCUGGUUCAUCUGGUAAGGCUCGUAUCAAGGUGAAUUGGAAAGAUACAGAUUCAGACUCGGAUUUUUCGGUGGAGAAUAUCAAGUUAUACACUCUUUCAUUGUGUACAAAUGGCUCACCUAUUCAAUGUUUGGAUCCCACAAUCAAAGGAGAAAAAUACACCUCAAAUACAGCUACUGUCUCAGUUGAACAGAACGAUGUACCAAGUGGUUACUAUUUCAUACAAAUUUACACUGAGUUCAAGGAUGGUAGUACUGGUAUUGUUUAUACACCGAGGUUUAGGCUCACUGAUAUGGAGGGGCCCACGGGGACGCUUGUUGUUACUGUGACUGGAGACUCGCCAGAGGGUCAAACAUCUGCAUCUGAAUCAACUGGUGCUGAUAUUUCAAAGAGUUUUACAGUACCAUACACACUACAAACAGGAAGUACGAGAUACGCACCAAUGCAAAUGCAACCAGGAUCUACUGUUACCGCCACCACGUGGACAAGAAAGUUUCCAACAAGUGCAGUCACAUAUUACUCAACUAGACACACGAAACCCGUAGUGCACUCAACUAUAACUCCUGGUUGGAGUUAUACAGCUAGUUCGGAAGUCAAUUGGGCAACUGUUGCUCCUUAUCCAACAAAUUGGUAUGCUGCAAGUGGAAGAAAGCUCAGUAAAGCUAGCAUCACAGCCACAAAGAAAAGAAAAAGAUGGAUAGAGUAA